AUGAGUCGUGGUCAAAAGUUUUCACGAUUACUUCAACAUCUCGAAAAAUGUUCUCAAAGUAUAAUGUAUUAUGACGAGAUUGCUGCUGCUGUACAACGGACUCGAGAAAUUGAAUCAAUUAUGGCACCAUACGAAUUUCGUCCAAAUCAAAUUUUUGAUGAAAGAAAACAUAUUAUUGACACAGUGGCCACCCAAUAUCUUGAACAGGCUACUAGUGAUGUACAUCAUCUUGUUCCAGUCAAAGUUACUGCCAAUGGAAAUUGUUUGUACUAUUCUAUUCUUGUUCUAAUGAAUAAUCCAGCAGUGACAACGAGUGAAUUACGAGGUAUAUAA
Rotaria sordida is the source of this 333-nucleotide messenger RNA. The record is from the annotation of a GenBank genome assembly. NCBI's taxonomy places the organism in Eukaryota, Metazoa, Rotifera, Eurotatoria, Philodinida, Philodinidae.